AGCAAAUUAAUAAAAACUUCAAUUUAAACAAGUCUAUGCAAUCUAACACAAAAGACACAUGCAUUGAACGAUUCCUAGUGUUUAUGUCUUUGUUUUUUGUUAUCAUAUUAUUUCCGAUUUCAUUGUUCACCGUUUUUGUGGCUGUAAGGCAGUUUGAACGUGCAAUAAUAUUGCGAAAUGGGAAGGUUCGAAAGAACAAAGCCUUUGGGCCUGGUCUCGUGUAUUUUCUACCAUGUGUGGAUACUGUAAAAUAUACUGAUCUUCGAAUCAUGUGUUAUGCUGUACCUCCGCAAGAAGCAUUAACAAAAGAUUCUUUGACUGUUUCUGUGGACGCGGUUGUGUAUUACAAAAUCUGGGAUCCAGUUUGGGCAGUUCUCAAUGUUGCUGAUUACAGAAUCGCAACACAAUUUCUAGCAGCUACAACACUUCGUAAUGCUCUUGGAAACAGGAAAUUGGCUGAAAUUUUGACUGAUAGACCGGCAGUGAGCAAUCAAGUAUUUCAACAAAUGAACAACCUAACAGGAGACUGGGGAGUCAAGAUCGUUAGGGUUGAAGUUAAAGAUAUUAGCCUGCCUCUUCAGUUGCAGAAAGCAAUGGCUACAGAAGCAGAGUCAUCAAGAUUAGCGAACGCAAAAAUUAUUGUAGCCAAAUCCGAAAUAGAAGCCACUAAGAACCUACAGAAAGCAACGAAAAUGUUAAUGGAUAAUCCAUUAUGCAUGCAGCUCAGAUAUUUACAAACUCUUCAAACGAUUUCUAGUGAAAAGACACAUACUAUCGUUAUGCCUUUUUCAUCAGAAAUUAUUUCGCGUCUUUUUAAAUAAAUUUGGGAACAUUCU
This is a messenger RNA of Trichoplusia ni (cabbage looper), 836 nucleotides long. RefSeq names its product erythrocyte band 7 integral membrane protein-like. The record is from RefSeq and is a predicted model, not a curated record. The coding region runs from base 36 to 821 and encodes 261 amino acids. The transcript has 7 exons. Gene Ontology annotation, cellular component: plasma membrane. Lineage: Eukaryota; Metazoa; Arthropoda; Insecta; Lepidoptera; Noctuidae.